UGCUGUGAGUGAAUGAAUGAUCUCCAUAGCAACCAAACGACAAACAUGGCCAACAGCGAGCGCCGCGCCACACGAGUCUUUCUCAACAACAUCGACUCGUAUUCAUCCAAAAAUAUCGCCCAGUUCUUGUCCUCAUGCGUUGUCGGCGCGUCUCUCGGCGAAGGAGAGGAAGAGGACAAACACGACGCGUCUUCAGAUGAACCAUGUUUUCAGAUAGUCGGAACAGUCGCGAAUAAAGAUGCCAAACAAGAAAGUUUUGCAUCGGAGCAAUACUGGUCUCUGAGCCGAGAUGAGCUCCUGCAGUGUCUGAUGCGCUGUGAUGUUAUUGUGUAUAACAUCACCGAACACACUGAUCUCAUAGAUGAGGCAACAUGGGCCAUUUCAGCUCUGCAUUCUGAAAUCGGACAUUUUGAGUCUCCCAAAAUAUUCAUCCUGCUGUCACCGAUCUUGACAUGGGCGAUGACCAAACCACCUGAUCCUGAUGAUCCUGACAUUCCUUUGACUGAAGAGGACUACAAAAAAAGAAGACCACAUCCAAACUUUAAGGAACACACCAGCACAGAGAGGCUCGUGCUUAAACUGGGGAAGACUAAAAAGUCAAUCCUGGGAACAUAUAUUGUAACAUCAGGACUGCAGUAUGGCAUGGGCGAGAACAUGUUUCACUUCUUCUUCCAAACCGCUUGGCUUGGAAAGCUGAGCAGCGUCCCUAUAUUUGGACCUGGGACAAACAACAUUCCUGCCGUUCACGUCCAUGACCUGGCAAGAGUGGUGCAGAAGAUCAUCGAUCACAAACCGAAAACGCACUAUUUCAUCGCUGUUGAUGACUCCAAGAGCACUUUUGAAGACAUUGUGAAAGCCAUUGCCUCUGCAGUAGGACCUGGACAAACAGAAAAAGUCCUGAAGGAGGAUGCCAGUGGCAAUAUUACGGAAACCGAGUUGCUUUACCUCAGUGUCAAUCUUCGGAUUGAGUCUGUUUUCAUAAAGGAAAGGUUAAACAUCAACUUGGAUUUUGAAUCUGGAAUAGUUGAUAACAUUGUUCGUGUGGUGGAGGAAUUCAAACAGACAAGGAAACUGUUGCCCAUAAAAAUCUGUCUUCUUGGGCCCCCUGCUGUUGGCAAAAGCACAGUUGCAGAAGAGUUGUGCAAAUACUACAAACUUAACCAUGUUACUGUUGAUGAAGCCGUCAGUGAGAAAAUCAGACAGUUGGAGGAACUGCUUGAGAGAAAUGAGAAGACAGCUGAGAAUGAGGAAUUGCUCUCUGCUGCUGAAGAGAAACUUAAAGCUAUAAAGAACAGCAUGCUUCAAAAUGGGGGCCAGUUGGACAACCAGCAAAUCAUUCAUAUCAUAAUGGAGAAGCUAAACUCAAUGCCCUGCAGAAAUCAAGGGUUUGUUCUUGAUGGAUACCCAAAGACUUAUUCACAGGCUAAUGAGCUUUUCCAAGAUGAAAACAUGGAAGUGGAAGAUGGCAGAGCUACAGAACCCAAAUAUAACAAAGUGAUGAUUCCAGAGUUCGUCUUCUCAUUGGACGCCACUGAUGAUUUUCUGAAAGCACGUGUUCGGAGCCUUCCACAGAAUGUUGCAGAGAUGAAACACUACACACAAGAGGAGUUUACCGACAGUCUUGCAAAAUUCAGGCAGACUUUGGCAGAAGACGAGUCUGUGCUCGACUAUUUCGAUGAACUAGAAAUCCACCCUGAACACAUUGACUGUGAGAAUGUGGCUGUGGUGGAGAAGAUCAUUAAGACAGUCGGACGGCCAAUGAACUACGGUCUGAGCCCAGAAGAAAUGGAGGAGGAGAAGAAGAGGAAAGAACAUGAACGGCACCAGCAGCUGAAGCAGGAGGAAGCUGAGAACAAACUCAGGGAGACCAUGGAAAAUGAUAAAUUUGCCAGUCUUUUGGAGGAAUGGAACAGGAAUACGGCUGAGGUGGAGAAGCAGGAACAUGAGCUAUUAGAGGCAAGAUCUGUCCCCAUGAGACACUACCUGAUGAAGUAUGUCAUGCCCACUGUCGUACAAGGACUGGUGGACUGCUGCAAGGUCAAGCCUGAUGACCCUGUGGACUUUUUGGCUGAACACCUCUUCAGGAGCAACCCAGAUGAUUAGUUUAAUCUACUGCAGUGAUUAAGAAUAAACUUACAAUAGUGUGCCUUUGAAA
Molecule: messenger RNA, 2155 nt
Organism: Danio rerio (zebrafish)
Lineage: Eukaryota; Metazoa; Chordata; Actinopteri; Cypriniformes; Danionidae
Gene: ak7a
Product: adenylate kinase 7a
Molecular function (GO): AMP kinase activity; ATP binding; nucleobase-containing compound kinase activity
Source: RefSeq, marked validated